Molecule: messenger RNA, 1754 nt
Organism: Camelina sativa (false flax)
Lineage: Eukaryota; Viridiplantae; Streptophyta; Magnoliopsida; Brassicales; Brassicaceae
Source: RefSeq, a predicted model, not a curated record
GUUAUAAUUUCAGAGAGAAAUUGAGUAGUAGAAGUGAUUUAAAGUUAGACGAUGCUGUUGAUCUGUUCAGUGUUAUGGUCAAGUCUCGUCCUUUCCCUUCAAUUUUCGAUUUCAGUAAAUUGUUGAGUGCCAUUGCCAAAAUGAAGAAGUAUGAUGUUGUCAUCUCCUUGGGCGAGCAGAUGCAGAAGCUGGGGAUUUCACACAGUCUUUAUACAUACAAUAUCCUCAUAAACUGUUUCUGCCGCUCUUCUCAACUCUCUCUUGCUUUAGCAAUACUUGGGAAGAUGAUGAAACUUGGUUAUGAGCCCAGCAUUGUUACACUUUCUUCGCUUCUCAAUGGGUACUGUCACGGCAAGAGGAUUUCUGAUGCCGUAGCUUUGGUUGAUCAGAUGGUGGCAAUGGGAUAUCAACCUAAUACCGUUACAUUUACUAUUCUGAUUCAUGGCCUUUUUCACCACAACAAAGCUUCUGAAGCCGUGGCUUUAGUUGACCGAAUGGUUGUAAAAGGUUGUCAACCAAAUCUGGUUACUUAUAGCGUGGUAGUAAAUGGAUUAUGUAAGAGAGGUGACAUUGAUUUGGCUUUGCAUCUGCUCAGGAAGAUGGAACAAGGAAAAAUACAGGCUUGUGUUGUAAUUUACAGCACAGUCAUUGAUGGUCUCUGCAAAUACAGACAUGUGGAUGAUGCUCUAAACCUGUUCAACGAAAUGGAGAAGAAAGGAGUUAGACCUAAUGUUGUUACCUACAACUCCCUCAUAAGUUGCCUUUGUAAUUACGGAAGAUGGAGUGAUGCUUCUGGACUGCUGAGCCAUAUGAUCGAGAGGAGAAUCAACCCUGAUCUUGUCACUUUCAGCACAUUGAUCGAUGCGUUUGUGAAGGAUGGGAAGCUUCUAGAAGCUGAGAAAUUGUACGAGGAGUUGAUCAAAAGGUCUAUAGAUCCUAAUAUUUACACGUUCAGUUCAUUGAUCAACGGGUAUUGCAUGCACGAUCGUUUAAACGAGGCUAAGCAGAUGUUUUCUUUGAUGGUUAGCAAGGAUUGCCUCCCAGACUUAGUGACAUAUAAUACUCUUAUAAAGGGAUUUUGCAAGUCUAAGAGAGUGGAAGAAGGUAUGGAACUCCUCCGCGAGAUGUCUCAGAGAGGGUUGGUUGGCGACACAGUCACUUACACAACUCUUAUCCAAGGGUUUUUUCAAGUUGGAGAAUGUGAAAAGGCCCAAAUGGUAUUCAAACAGAUGAAUAAUGAUGGUGUGCCUCCCAAUAUCAUGACAUACAACAUUUUGUUAGUUGGACUUUGUAAUCAUAGGAAGCUAGAGAAAGCAUUGGUGGUAUUCGAUUAUAUGCAAAAGAGUAAACUGGAACUUGAUAUUGUCACAUUUAAUAUUAUGAUUGAAGGGAUGUGCAAGGCUGGGAAGGUGGAAGAUGGGUGGGAUCUAUUUUGUACCCUCAGCCUUAAAGGAGUGAAGCCUGAUGUUGUAACCUAUACUACAAUGAUCUCAGGAUUUUGUAGGAAAGGUUUAAAGGAGGAAGCAGGUGCCUUGUUCAAUAAAAUGAAAGAAGAUGAACCUCUUCCAGACAGUGGUACUUAUAAUACGCUUAUCAGGGCGCAUCUUAGAGAUGGUGACAAAGCAGCAUCAGCGGAACUCAUCAGAGAAAUGAGGCGUUGCGGGUUUGUUGGAGAUGCUUCAACUUUUGGCUUGGUCACAGAUAUGUUGUUUGAUGGGAGAUUGGACAAAACCUUCUUGGAAAUGCUUUCUUAA